Klebsormidium nitens is the source of this 1377-nucleotide messenger RNA. NCBI's taxonomy places the organism in Eukaryota, Viridiplantae, Streptophyta, Klebsormidiophyceae, Klebsormidiales, Klebsormidiaceae. The record is from the annotation of a GenBank genome assembly.
CUCUCACUCACACACUCGUGACUCGGGAAGAGGGUACCGGUAUCCUGGACCUCAGGCUCAGGAUAGAGAGCGCGCGUUGUCAGUGUCACAACUGUUGUGAGGCCACCUCGGGAACGACGGAAAGGGUGCUAGACGAAGGGAAGCGGCCUAUUCAGGACUUUGGUGCUAGGAUUAUAAAGAUUUAGGAGCCGAUCGAUGCUGCCCUUUGAUUAAGCUCGCUCUUCAGUCGCCCGCUGACUGGGAAUCUGGCCGAUCGGUUUGCGUGACCUUGUAAAGGACGCCCAUUGCCUGCGUCUGUACCCUUUCUCAAAUCUGAUACAUCCAAACCUCCGGGCGUCUUGCUCUUGGGGCGGCAGGGCAAGAAACCAUGUUGCGGUCUUUGUUGUCCAAGGGCUCGGCAUUUGGUCUGCUGAAGCAGGCCAUCGCCCAGGCAAGCUCCCCCGUGGAAGCGGUCGCACCAGCAUUAGCACUGCAGAGCAUCCGCCCUCUCUCAGCAGCUGCACAAGCCUCAAAGGCUGAAGACAUCAUUCCCCCAAAGAACCUCUUCAGCGUGCACGGCAAGUAUGCGUCAGCGCUGUUUGUCGCAGCCGCCAAGGCGAAGAAACUAGACGUGGUUGGGAAGGAGCUCGAGCAGCUGGAAGAGGUGAUCAAGGGCAACGCCGAGUUCCGCGCCUUUCUUAAGGACCCCAUCAUUUCGCCCGCUGUCAAGCAGAAGGGCCUCGAGGAGUUCUUCAAGGCGGCCGGCGCCUCUGACAUCACCGUCAACUUCUUUGCGGUCCUGAACGAGAACGGUCGGCUCGGGAGGGCCGAGAAGGUGAUUGAGGCGUUUGAGGAUCUCUACCACGAGUACAAGGGCGAGGUCAAGGCUGUCGUCACCGUUCCUUAUCCGCUCACCGACGAUCAGCGAACAGAGCUCAAGCAGUCGCUCCAGGGCUUCCUUGAACCAGGCCAGACACUGACGAUCAAAGAAAAGAUCAAGCGCAGCAUCAUGGGCGGUCUUACUGUUGACAUUGGCGAGAAGUACAUUGACUUGUCAAUUGCUACGAGGAUCAAGAAGAUUGAAGCAAUGCUGAAGGAUGCAACAUUAGAGUGAAGGCAACCAAGCAAAGGGUGGAUCGAAGUUGAAACUUAAAACCGACCGCUCACAGUCGCUGGUUUCAAUAAACAGAAGGUAAAGAAGUGUGUACUACUGCGAUUGGGAGUGCAGAAGAUCAUGCGAAGGCAUCAAGGGAGCGUGGUGAUCAUGCGAUGUAUGCAUGUGGCCGGCUGUACUCCCACUAACUGAUAUAGCGAAUUGCAUUGCACUACAGAAGUCGCUGUAUGUAAACAAUUGCAUGAUAUUUUGCAUGCAAUGAUGCAAGACAGGGCUGGCACGUU